CUUGGCGAGGAGGAGGCUGGAGGAUGAUGGGUUCAGGCGGCUGUGACUCACCGACAGGCGUCUGAGCGGGAAGCGCCUCGGUGGGUUAGCGGCUAAACGACCAAAUGCAGCCGAGGGGAUCGAAUGAUGCAGUGCGCUUUGUUCGGUGAUUCACGAGGGGAAACUCUGAAACAUUAUGAAGAUCACAGAUGCCCCUGUCUAGGAGGAAAGAGCAGGGAGUGCCCAGGAUGUCCUCGUGCCUAGGACGCAAGUAGCCACUCAGCUGGGAUUUUAAAAGGACACGGACGGAAGAUGAAAACUGGGCGAUGCUUGUGGCGGAUGCACUUCCAGACGUACGCGUCCUUCUACAUUGUUCAUCCUCAGGAUCACGUCAUUUACGGGGCAGAGAGGCCAGGCGCCGCGGUUUAUACCUCUGCGAUGUGCUUCGUCACCCAUUAGCACCUGCUCAGAGUGGACCGCGCCAUUCCCUGACCUUAUCAGAAACUGGCCUGUGGAUCGUGGGAUGUGGCGAAGAUGCCGCCCCUACGAGGACUGCUGCGGCUCCAGGUGCUGCGUGCGGGCCCUCUCCAUCCAGAGGCUGUGGUACUUCUGGAGGCCAGCAGCCGGGACUGCUGUAUUACACGGACCCCGGAGGACCAGGGGUGAAUGCGCCUGGGAACCCUGUGGCCAUGGCUUUCCAGGUCCAGCCCAACUCGCCCCUGGGAGGCACGGCCUACCCGCCACCUCCUUCCUACUGCAACACGCCCCCGCCCCCCUACGAACAGGUGGUGAAGGCCAAGUAGCGGGCGCGCCCGGAGCCUGCCUGGGCGACGCUGCGGGGGCAGGGAGAGGCCUUUCCAGGCUGCCUUCCCCGUCCCCGUUCGCUUCCAGAAUGAUCUUAUGAGCCGCUGAGGGCGAGUUCCUCUUUGAUGUCUUCAAAGCAAGCACAGCUCCCUUUCAAGUUUUCCGUGGACGACCAAUAUUUGAAGCCACCCCGUAUCCCUCUGUUUCUGAUGUAAUCUGUGCUCUGGCAGAGCGUGGACAGUCCCCAAGGGUUGACACCCUAGGGACCCUCCGGAGAGAGACUGAGAGGCGGCAAACAAGGCUGGCGUGUCCGGGGAGCCUGGGCGAGCGCACAGAGCGGCUUCCGCCCCCCUCCGUGGAACGAGGCCCUGGGGUCGGCUCCGUGAGCCCCUCAUCCUGUCGUCUUCCUUUUCACGAUGCUGCUAGAGAGACGUUUGCUGGAGAAGCCUUCCUGCAUUUUCAUCUCCCUCACCUGAAGGUGAAAGGGUCGCCCCCUGCUCACAGCCGGGGCUGGGAGAGGCUGUGUACAGCUGUCCGUGCAAGGGGAUGGGCACCCCGAAUUAGGCCACGUGGGGUGUCUGCAGUUAUUUGAAAGUCACCAAGGAAAACUAUUUAAAUUCCUGGGAAGUCGCUCCCUGCCCCAGACGGGGCCCUGCAUUUCACGGGCGCCUGGUCCAUCCUGGGAAAAGCGUUUCCUCUUUCCAGUGCAUUUGCGCAGCCCUGUCCUUUGAAAAGGUCAGCCUGAGCACGUGUCAGGCGACCAGAGGUCUCCGCACCCUUCCCCACAGCUUUCAUAGAGGACACUUUCAGAGUGGAGAGGCACAUCUGGCUGGGAGUCACAUCGGCCCGUGGGGAGGGGCGUCCCGGCAGGGCUGUGGUCUGUGCGACCUCAGCAGCUGGGCGCUGGGCUCCUAAGAGGAAGCGCUUGCUGAGGGAAAGGCAGGAACGCAGUGUCUCAGGGCGGUAGGCAGGUCUCCCAGUCCCGACUAGGUUCCAUGGACCCUUGUUCAAGGUCGGGGUGGAGGAGAUGUGGCCGGCGAGGCCAGGCCUGUCUCACCCUGGGAUCUGGCGAGCUGUCCCCAGCAUCCUCAGCGUCGUUGACAGUGAGCGGGGAGGUUCUGUCUGUAGUUAGUGAUGCUGAUAGCGUAGUGUUUAAACCCAGAGUGACACCCGGUGGGUGGGCCAGGACGUGUAGGUCCCUGACGUGCAGCAGCGAGGUGGCAGGCUCGGUGGCGGGAGCUUGUUUUCAGGUGAACAAAUUGGGGCCCCAGGAGAAACUUAGAUGUGAGCACAGCGACAGUGUGUUGGAGUCGGUGCCGAGGGGUUUUCAAUCCCUGGACCUCGGUGUCCCUGCUCUCCUGGGACGUCCCUAUGGGCCAGAGUCCCUGCUCCUCCAAGGACGGAGACUCUGGGAGCCCCCAGGGGACCCCACGGGACACGCCCGGAGCCAAACCAGCGCCCCAGAGACGCGCUCUGUGAGCACAGACGCUGCUGCUGGUGUCUCGACCACCAUCAUGUGACCUCUGCCCUCCGGUCCCCGACCGCAGGACCUCCCCACGCUGGGCUCCUCCUCCGAAACGAGCCAGCACAGCACAGCGUUCGCUGCUGACGACCACGUGGCCCGGGAAGCUCCUCCUCCCCCAGGUCGCGUUUGCUGCGUUUUUAACGUCUGCGUUUGCUGCAUUUUUAAUGUCCGCGUCUCCCUCGCGUCUUUAAGGACCCAGUGCCCGAGGGCCGCCCGGCUCGGGGUCAGACGCGGCUGAGCAGGUGCCCACGUCCGCGACGGAGUCCGCUUCAUCCUUUUUGAUAGCAAAUGAUCUUAAGAGACUGGACGGUGUAGGCAGCACUCGACCACUUGGUAGUUCUGUGUUUGUGUUGGACACGUCCCCUUUUCCCUCGGAGCCCACGGGGCGCCUGCUCACGCCGCCCGCACUGGCCCCGGGUGUGGCAGGCGGUUCCCGGCCAUUCUCGUCUCCUCUGUGCGGCCCGUGUGGCGUGCCCGCCGCCCCGAGGGAGGCCGCUCCUGGCACAUCCGAGUCCCAAGGGGUCAGUGGUCAGAGGUGAACUUGGAGCAGAUCUGUGCAUGUUUUUUUCUCCGCAGCGUCAGGCUCAUUUCUCUUUUCUGUACUCUUUUGAUAGAGUCCUGUUUCCUAUGUACGCAAAAUAAAAAUAAAUUUGGGCA
Pteropus alecto (black flying fox) is the source of this 2965-nucleotide messenger RNA. It is a transcript of the gene VOPP1, whose product is annotated as VOPP1, WBP1/VOPP1 family member. The record is from RefSeq and is a predicted model, not a curated record. NCBI's taxonomy places the organism in Eukaryota, Metazoa, Chordata, Mammalia, Chiroptera, Pteropodidae. The coding region runs from base 306 to 782 and encodes 158 amino acids. The transcript is spliced from 5 exons. Gene Ontology annotation, cellular component: cytoplasmic vesicle membrane.